Molecule: messenger RNA, 1383 nt
Organism: Ordospora colligata OC4
Lineage: Eukaryota; Fungi; Microsporidia; Ordosporidae
Exons: 1
Coding region: 1-1383 (460 amino acids)
Source: RefSeq, a predicted model, not a curated record
AUGAACUCGAACUUUUUCAACCGGCAGAAUGAAGGUGAUGGGAAGCAGAAGAAUCCAUUUGCAAGCAAUGCAUUUGGAAUGCAAGGAGAAAAACCAGGAGUGUUUGGAAGUCAGCAACAGUCGGGGUUGUUUGGACAGCAAGGUAAUUUAGACCCACAAAUGAAUCAGGCAACGCCCUCUGUAUUUGGAGGAGCGUUUGGAGGAUCUUCAGGAGUUGGAGCACAGGCAAAUGCAUCGCCAUUUGGAAUGCCUAGCGUGUCUCCAUUUGAAAAACCAGCUGUUACACCAUUUGGAAGCAGCAGUAUGCCUUUGAAUCCAUCUCCAAGUAUGCCCGCAUAUACACCCAGUGGAUAUGGAUCACAAGGAGCAAUGCAAGGAAGUACAGAUCCUUUCAGAACACAGCAAGCUACUACGUCUAGUUCUAAUGUGUUUGGAGGACAACAAGCAAGUGGAUUUCAAACACAACAAUCGACACCGAUUACUAAUGCAUUUGCAAGUGCCAAUCAGGGACAAUUUUCUCAGCCAAGUGGAUUUUCUACUCCUGCAGGAUUUGCAUCAGCACAACCAAGUACUGGAGUUGGAUCUGUGCAAGGGCAGGGGGUUGGCAUGUCAAUGGGAGUUUUACCAAACACUGGUACUGCAGCACAACCAAUGAUGAAUACAAAUAACAACGGAUUUGGAGGACAGCAAAGCGGAGCAAAUGGAUUGAAUGCAUGGAACUCUGAUUCACAGACUCAGAUACAAACAAACGAAUUGCAAGGAUCAUCUGUGUCAGCAGGAUUAUGUAAAGAGGGAUCUUUUGGUUUAAUGGGCGAUAGAUCAGCAAGCUUGUAUGGUGAAGGAAGCAGAGCAUCAGUAGAGCGUUUGAUUAAAGAGGAAGAAAAAGGCAUAGGCAUUGGAGAGAUAAAAGGUAAGCACACUUUGACGUUUGGCCAAGCUUCUGGAGAGAAGGGAAUGAGCUUUAUACAGAUGACAUUAGGGGAGAUAAUACAACAGCAGACACGAAAGCUUGAAGAAAACAUAAAGAUGUUUAAGGAGAAAGCCAAGGAAGUGUUUGAACAAGACGAGAGGAUUAUCAAGGCACUGAAUAACUACAGAUUGAUAGGAAACAGGAUUGAUGAAGAGGAGAGAGCGAUUGCAGAUACUGAGGAGAAUGUUGAGUUUUUUGAGAAGUGGCUUUCAGAGUUCCAGGAGGAGGUUGCAGAUGGUGCAGGAGAUGAGCUUCUUGAAUGCAUCAAGGAGUUUGAGAGGAUCAGUGACAAGUACAACAAGACGAUUGAGAUGCUCAGGGACGAAGAUGAUGAGGUGAUGUGCUUAGUGAAUGAGAACUACAACCUGAUUAACGUUAUUGAUGAGAAGUUGGAUGUUCUUGAGAGGUAUUAA